AUGCAGACGGCUAGUCAAGUUCUCGCAAGCCCUUUGCCCGUCAUACGACAUGUCAAGGGCACGCUCCACGCGUCAAUCUCCAACGAGUGGCUUCACGAAAGUUUCAUGCAUCUCUGGACAACAUUUGACCAGGAGAUCCGAUCAGCGCUGACACCGCUACACCUGAACUUCCAGGUCCCCAACGUGGAAUUUGCUGGCAGCGAGGUGUACCUGGUAGGGAAUGAAAUAGGCUUAUCUGGUCGGUUCAUCAACAACGUCUGCGUGCCUGUUGCCAAGGUUCUAGCGCGUUCAUCACAGCCAUCAUUGGUCAUCGGAGACAUUCAACCCUUCGCAAUUACAACGGAAAAUAUACCGUACGUAUCUAUCGGUGUGACCAUUGACAACGACGACCACAUUACAGAAGUUAAGGUAGUCGGCGAAUUGAAAACAUUCUGGACCCUUGAGCUUGCUCAGUUAUCUGUUUCCAGCGCUAAUUCUCGUGUGCAACUUGGACCCCAUCUUGGGCAGCUUGUAGCACAGAUGAGGAAAUCUGCGUUGCGCGACGGCUUUCUAUCCACUUACAAGGGGACCGUAUUUGUCAAACGAACAGCCGAUUUUGCCUUCCAUGUCUCCCGACCUAUUCGAGCCCAGGACACCAAUUUAUCUGUCCGGCAGUGUUUUGUGGGGUUCUGUAUUCUUGCCGACCAGGCCUAUAACUACACCGAGGAUUCAGACUUCAAGGCGGAGCGACUUCGAGGUCAGAAUGGUAUUCAAGCUUCUGUCCGCCAAAGCCCGCGCAAAAACUAUACCGCUGAAGGCAGUCUAGUGACCGGAAUGACCGGGAAUAUUACCCCGAAUUCAAUCAUUCUUAGCGGUCAGGGAGGGGCGCUUACAGUCUUGAAUAUCUCCCGGAUAAUUUCAGGCCCUCGCCAGACAGACAAGGCUAUCUUCGAGAUUGACCAGCAGGGAACCCGCUACAUCGCGAAGUGCUGGGGUCCCAUACAUGAGGGGGCGUCGAAUGCGAAAAUUGCUAUCUACGAGCGUCUAUCAGAAUCACGACCUGCAGGCUACGAUGUGUUCGCGAAUAUGAUACUCGCUGGGAACAUCCUGUGCUCAAGUUUGUUCCCUGACGGAAGGGCACUUGUCCUCCCCUACAAAAAUGGACAGACCCUGGCCUAUAUUUGGGAUGAUCUCAAUGUCCGCGAUCGAACUCACGUUCGUGAGGAGUGCGAGAAGGCCAUCCAAAUUCUUCGGUCUUUGUCAAUCUUCGUGCCCGACGCUGGAAAGCACAAUGUUUUGUAUGAAAGGGAGACAGGAGCCGUGACCAUGCUUGAUUUCGAAAGUGGCAUGGAACGUCACCCAUCAGAACAUGUGCCUUAUGUGGAGCUGCUGUCGGUGUUUGGGGACGCUGUGAUGCGUGGACGCACGAGUGGUGGGUAG
Penicillium maclennaniae is the source of this 1419-nucleotide messenger RNA. RefSeq lists its product as uncharacterized. The transcript is spliced from 4 exons. The record is from RefSeq and is a predicted model, not a curated record. NCBI's taxonomy places the organism in Eukaryota, Fungi, Ascomycota, Eurotiomycetes, Eurotiales, Aspergillaceae. Bases 1 to 1419 code for a protein of 472 amino acids.